Molecule: messenger RNA, 801 nt
Organism: Fusarium poae
Lineage: Eukaryota; Fungi; Ascomycota; Sordariomycetes; Hypocreales; Nectriaceae
Exons: 1
Coding region: 1-801 (266 amino acids)
Source: RefSeq, a predicted model, not a curated record
AUGGGUAUCGGCAAUCGCGACGCGUCUUCGGAUUCUGAGCUGCACGCCAACACACCCCAGACUCGAAAUUUGGAUUCUACACCCCGGCAAGAAAGCCAAGAGAAUGCUCCCGAAUUCGAGGAUAUUCCUAUCCAUGACCCCAUAGAAGAAGAAUUCACACCCAGCGGUGACGAAGAUGACGUUGUGUUUGUCGAGACACCGGCAGUUGAUGCAGCAGUUGCGUUAGCAGCUGCAUCUCAAGCUGCUCAGCUCAACAAGCGCUCAUAUAAAAAGACCAAAGCCGCAAAGGAUUCAAAAACCCUGAUGUUUGAUAACGACGAUAUGAUCGAGGUAUCAGAAGACCGCGACCCGGAACAGGAUUACCAUAGCCAAUGCGCUAAGGAAGAGCGCCCAAACUUGUCAGACUACGAUAUUCCCAUCGGACCCUUCGAUUCCGAGGAAUACGAAAAGAAUCUCGGAGUGGAAAGCCAAGUGUCCCUUUUCCAUAAAAUUCCCGGAGUACAGACCGCUCAACGAGCCCUUUCAGCGUCCACACAGCUCGCGCAGAGCGGUAUUAGCAAUGUGACUGGGAGCGCUGUGUACACGGCCCAACGAACUCGCCAAGCCGGGCAGCAUAUCGCGGACUCGGUAUUGAAUGCUGGACAGGACGUAAUGGUCCGAGUCCAGGAAUCAUGGGCAACAUGGCCCAGAGGGGUUAACGGCGGUAUCCAGACCAUCAGCCAGCUUGUGAUGGAGGGCGUGCAAUCACUACCGCCUUCAGACACCAUCAUUCGUCCACAGGGAAGACAGAUGCAUGGCUAA